GCCGCAUCCCAGCAGCGACCCUCCCCUCCCGUUUCUCUCCGCCUGGAAAGAUGGCUGCUCCGGCGGUGGUGAUGAGCUCCGGCCCGCCGCUCUGCCCGAGCUUCGCGGAGGUCUGCUCGUUCCUGGACCGGUACGGACCGGCGCUGGACUUGCCCGAGAUGACUUUCCCGCAGAUGGAGCGGUAUCUGCGGGACACGACGACAGUUCCUAAACCGCUAGUGGAGCUCCACGUCAAGCUGCUCAGGAAACUGGGGAGGUCUGUGACGACCGACCGCUGGGAGAAAUACCUGGCAAAGGUUUGUCAGGAGCUGAACAGCACGUGGGCGUGGGAGCUGGAGCAGAAGGGCUACCAGGAGAUGUCCAUGGAGUGUAAAUCCAGCAUCCUGAAGUAUCUGUGUGAGUGUCAGUUCGACGACAACCUGAAGUUCAAAACCGUGGUGAACGAGGAGGACCCGGAGAAGAUGCGCCUGCAGCCGAUCGGGCGGGACCGGCAGGGCCUGAUGUACUGGCUGCAGCUGGACCAGGAGCAGAACGUCCGGCUGUACACGGAGGAGCAGGACGACCUGGACGGGUCCACCUGGAGGUGCAUCGUCAGGACUCGGAAUGACCUGGCCGAGGCUCUGGAGCUGCUGAAGGCUCAGGUUGGCAUGAACCAGGACCAGGACCAGGACCAGGACCAGAACCAGAGCCAGGCGUCCAGGAGGAGCAGCCCUGCAGGGAAAGAUGCAGAUGAAGAGUUGGUUGACUCCAAGCCCUCCAACAGAGAAGAGCCCACCGACUGCAGGCUCCGCCCCGAGGAGGAGGAGGAGGGGCCUUCAGCUCCAGUGGUGAAGCAGGAGCAGCCGCAGUCCGUGAAGCAGGAAAACACCCAAGCCGAAGUGGACAAAACCAGAAUCGACCACAAGCCGUCCGUCAUUGACAACCGCGUGAGCACCAUCACCACCGUCAUCAAAUCCGAGUCCAGGGACUCCGCCGACGGCCCAGCCAACGCCGUGUCGGUCGUCAUGGCGCCCAGCAAGACCGUGUUGAAACCAGGGGCGACCAGGGAGGAGGAGGCAGAGCGGGCGGUCGUCAGGAGCAACCAGCAGGCCAAGAUCCCCCUGAAGAAGAGAGAGCUGAAGCUGGCCGAGAGCUUCCCCAGCAGCCUGCCCGGCGGCGGCGGCGGCGGCGGCGGCUGCAGCAUCAUCGUGUGUAACCCCUCGGUCAUUCAGACCAACGACAGUCAGGCCAGAGAGGGGAAGCUGUCCAACUCCACAGCGCCCCCCGCUGCCCUGGCUGUCCCACAGCAGAAGACCAACGGCAGGCCGUCCCUGCCCCUCCCCCACACAGAGGGGCAGAAUGGAGUUCUGGGUCCGGUGGGACCGGCGGGUCCGGUGGGCCACGUGGGGGUCAUCCGCAGCCCGUCGGAGCGCCUGAACGGCCCGCGGCCCGGCAGAGCGGACGAGGAGAAGGAGCCGGGCCGGCAGUCGGUGCUGGUGAGGAAGGCCGCUCCUCCUCCUCCUCACGCCGCUCCCAGGGACCUGGACCGGAUCCCCGAAGCCGCGGACGGCGGACAGAGGACCGCGGGGGACCCCGUCUCCCCGUCUCCGAGACCGGCGCCGGACGACGGAGGGAGAGGAACGAAAGAGGAGCCGAAGGAGGAGAGGAAGACGGGUGUGGACGGGAGUCCGCGGAGGGAAGACGCCCAGAGCGUUGACGGGAGGACGGAGACGAGCGUCCGCGCCGCAGACAGGCCGAAGACAGGCGACCGGGAAAACGACACGCGCUGCUGCAGCGUCUCGCUUCUGAAGGUCGACCAUCAGGAUAAAAAGACCCUUCAGGGGGAGGGGCUCAACGGCGGGCUGGCAGCCCCAGGUAAGGACGCUGUAGCGGCAUCAGAGGGCAGGAAGGUUCCCAGAGAGGAGGCCUCCUCGGAACUCCAGAAAGAAGGAAUCCGGCUGAAGAUCAAGAUCCCGCCUCACCGGAGAAACAAGCUGCGGGGGAGGGGAGGCAGAGCGCCGGAGAGGGAGGCCGAGCCGGAGGUCCAGGAGGAGGAGGGGGGGCGGCCUCUGAGGAGGUCGGCCAGGAUCUGCAGAUCAUCUGCUUUGCCAACCUGCAGGCCGAGCUCCAAGGCCGCCGCCAGCGCCAGGAAGAAGCCCCGCGGCAAGCAGGCUCCUCCCACCAAAGGCAGGCAGGACGAGGACCGGGACCGGGACCGGGACGAAGACGAGGAGGAACGCGGCUUGAAAAACAGAAAAGCUGAAGCAGUGGGACCGGUCAGGAAACGAAGGGGCAAACGGCGGCACCGACACCCCCGCUGGUCCAACAUCCGGGCCAAGAGACGCAAACUGGACGAGGGGGAGGAGCUGGAGGGAGGAGGAGGAGGAGGAGGAGGAGGAGGAGGAGGAGGAGGAGAGGACGACAGCAAAGCAGGGAGCUCCUCCUCCUCCUCCUCCGAGUCCUGUAAAUCAGAGGAGAUCCACAGUGAAGACGCCUGUUCUCACUGCGGCCUGCCCAACCACCCCGAGCUGAUCCUGCUGUGCGACUCGUGUGACGGCGGGUUCCACACCGCCUGCCUGCGCCCGCCGCUCAUGCUCAUCCCCGACGGAGAGUGGUUCUGUCCGCCCUGCCAGCACAAACUUCUGUGUGAGAAACUGGAAGAGCAGCUGCAGAAUCUGGACAGCGCCCUGAAGAAGAAGGAGAGAGCAGAGAGGAGGCGGGAGCGGCUGGUCUACGUUGGAAUCAGUGUGGAGAACAUCAUCCCUGAGGGCGACGAGGACGGAGAAGAGGACAAGUCCACCAAGAAGAAAGAUCCCAAGAAGAGCAGGAACCUGGGAAGGAGGUCGACCCGAACCAGGAAGCACAUCAGCUACAGGUUCGAUGACUUUGACGACGCCAUCGACGAGGCCAUCGAGGAGGACAUCCGAGACCUGUGUGGGGCAGGAUCCGGGCGAGGCCGGGCCAUCGCCGCCAUCCUGUCCCAAGACGGGAAAGACGCUCAGCGGCCAAUCAGGAGUCAGACCGUCGCUGCCCGGAACAGGAAGAAGCGGCGUUUGAACGACUUGGAGAGCGACAGCACGGUGGCGGAGAGCGAGGACGAGUUCCUGCUCAGCAACAGCUCAGAGGAAGAGGACUUCGGGGCGUCGGGAGCCGAGGACGACGGUGAAGACGAAGAUGAAGACGCAGGCAGCGAGACGGGCAGCUGGGACGGGAAGGCCCGGCACAGGCGGGCGCCCAAACACAAAGCCGGCAGGCCGCCACGCCCGGCGAAGAAGAGGCCGAGACGGCAGCGGAGACGCUCCUCCGAGGAAGAGGAGGACAGCGAUGAAGACAUGGGUUCGGACCAGUUCAGCGACACGACCGACAGCGAUUCUGACAAGAAGAGGCAGGGCCUGAGGCGGGGCCAGAGCCAGCAGGUCAACUACAGAGAGACGUCGGAGUCGUCGGACAACUCGCAGUCGCCGGCCGCCCAGGAGAAGCCCCGCCCCCGAGGGCGACCCAGCAAGGAGCGUCUGUCCAGCGACUUCAGUGACGCGUCGCCGUCCUCCAGAGACACCGAGGAAGAGGACGAUUAUGACGAUGACGAGGAGGAGGAGCGGAGACGGAGUCGAGUCACCAAGAGGAGAAGAGUGGAGGACGCUCUCCGGAGGAGGACCGGACACACCGUGGAGGACGGCGAGAAAGGGAGGCGGCUGAAGAAAAGAGGAGUGGAGGACGGAGAACGAAACCGUAGGACGAGGUUAAAGAGGACGGACAGAAAGGUGGACGACCCGCAGAAGAUGGGCCGGGGGAGGCGCAGGGAGAUCCUGUCGGAGCAGCGGCGGAGGCGCCUCGCCCAGAUGUUGAAGAAACGGCGGCCGUCCACCGACGACGAGGACGAGACAGACAACUCCGAGUCGUCUUCGGAGGAGGACCGACCCGUUCGGAAAAGACUGAACCGCAUCGAUUCCGACGAGGAUGAGGACGAGGACGAGGAGGAGGACGAGGAGGAGGACGGGGGAGAGAAGCCAGCGUCCAACAAGUGUCCAGCGGGGGACAGCAGGACGGACAGCAGGACGGACAGCGACGCUCAGGAACAGGAGACGGGCCGCGGCUCGUCUCCAAACGGACACCAGACCUCCAGGAUCCCCGUCAAGCCCGGGGCCGCGGCAGGGGGGCGGGACCGGCACAACGGCCCCCCGCAUCCGGAGGGGGCGGGGCAGCGGGAGGGGGCGGGGCAUGGGGCAGGGCAGCGGGAGGGGGCGGGGCAGCGGGAGGGGGCGGGGCAGACUGACUGCUUGAACUCGGUCCAGCUCAGCCUGCAGUCCUGAUGGCUGAAAACACGGAUUCUCUGAGAACCUCCACCCAGACCCCCCUCUGGAACGCCACUCCUCACUCCUCCUCCUCUCACUCCUCUCACUCCUCCUCCUCUCACUCCUCUGGCUCUUCCUCCUCCUCCUCUCACUCCUCUCACUCCUCCUCCUCUCACUCCUCUGGCUCCUCCUGGGCUCUAGGGGGCGCUGUGGCUGGACGCUAACCCUCCUGAGAGGCUGAGGGUGGCAGCAGAGGAGGAGCAGCUCAUGAAGUCCAGCUGCUUUCUGUUCUCAGUCGUCACUUCUGGAUUUUUGAGGGUUGAUCCAAAAAAACCCUGAAAACAUUUGUCGUCUAAACUUGAGGAAAUAGUCCCAGAGGUCUACAGCUCUGCUGGUGGUCUACAGCUCUGCUGGUGGACUACAGCUCUGCUGGUGGUCCCAGAGGUCUACAGCUCUGCUGGUGGUCUACAGCUCUGCUGGUGGACUACAGCUCUGCUGGUGGUCCCAGAGGUCUACAGCUCUGCUGGUGGUCUACAGCUCUGCUGGUGGACUACAGCUCUGCUGGUGGUCCCAGAGGUCUACAGCUCUGCUGGUGGUCUACAGCUCUGCUGGUGGUCUACAGCUCUGCUGGUGGUCCCAGAGGUCUACAGCUCUGCUGGUGGACUACAGCUCUGCUGGUGGUCUACAGCUCUGCUGGUGGUCUACAGCUCUGCUGGUGGUCCCAGAGGUCUACAGCUCUGCUGGUGGACUACAGCUCUGCUGGUGGUCUACAGCUCUGCUGGUGGUCUACAGCUCUGCUGGUGGUCCCAGAGGUCUACAGCUCUGCUGGUGGUCUACAGCUCUGCUGGUGGUCCCAGAGGUCUACAGCUCUGCUGGUGGUCUACAGCUCUGCUGGUGGUCUACAGCUCUGCUGGUGGUCCCAGAGGUCUACAGCUCUGCUGGUGGACUACAGCUCUGCUGGUGGUCUACAGCUCUGCUGGUGGUC
Molecule: messenger RNA, 5256 nt
Organism: Salarias fasciatus (jewelled blenny)
Lineage: Eukaryota; Metazoa; Chordata; Actinopteri; Blenniiformes; Blenniidae
Gene: rsf1a
Product: remodeling and spacing factor 1a
Exons: 18
Coding region: 51-4289 (1412 amino acids)
Biological process (GO): negative regulation of DNA-templated transcription
Cellular component (GO): RSF complex
Molecular function (GO): histone binding
Source: RefSeq, a predicted model, not a curated record